Messenger RNA from Belonocnema kinseyi, 1914 nucleotides. RefSeq names its product chitinase-like protein EN03 (gene Idgf4). NCBI's taxonomy places the organism in Eukaryota, Metazoa, Arthropoda, Insecta, Hymenoptera, Cynipidae. The transcript is spliced from 9 exons. Gene Ontology annotation, biological process: carbohydrate metabolic process; chitin catabolic process. The coding region runs from base 428 to 1747 and encodes 439 amino acids. Gene Ontology annotation, cellular component: extracellular region. Gene Ontology annotation, molecular function: chitin binding. The record is from RefSeq and is a predicted model, not a curated record.
GCGUAGCGAAAAGGCACAGUGCGCGGGUACUCACAUGCGGAGAUUGUUCAAUAUUAUACAUUUUAAUUGGAAAUGGUUCAAACGGCCCUGACUGUCUACGUUUCGAUACUUCCAAUUUAGCAACAGGGCUACUUGCUGGCAACCCCCGACACUGGCUAAAUUGAGAAUCCGGUGUAGUACAUCUCUGUUGCAGUGCAUUGUUCGGCAAGACCACACCACUGAGGAAACGAUAAGAGAUAGUUACGCAAUAUUUAUUGACAAUAAUAUCAAUAGUGGAAAGUAAUCUUUGGGACGUUCCUAAGCGACGUGGAGGGACGUUCCAGGAAAGUUUCGUGCUAUUAAGUAUGGAGAACCAGACAACAGAAUCAAAGUCCUCGACGAUCUGAGCGUUUCAGACAGUCGUCUUUCAGCUUCGAAGGCUGUGAAGAUGAAGCUGCUUAUUGUGUCAACGUUGGCCUUUUGGCUCAUAUUAGCGUGUUCAAACCAUGAAGUUCUUGCUGUCGAUCCUCAUGAACACAACAAAGUAGUUUGUUACUGGAAUUCCACGUCCUUCGAACGACAAGGACCUGGCAAGUUCCAAGUUGAAGACCUUCGCCCAGCUUUGUCUAUGUGCACACAUCUUAUUUAUGGAUGGGCUGGAAUUGAUGCCAAUUCUUUUGAGGUUGUUCCUUUGAACCCGAGUUUAGAUACCGGUGCUGGAUAUGCAUUCUACCGAUUAGUAACUCAGCUAAAGAGAAAUUUCCCCGAUCUUAAAAUUUAUCUUGGAAUCGGUGGAAACGCCGACCCCUAUGAGGAGACACACAAAUAUCUAACAGCUACUGAGACUUCGGAAGCAAGGACAAAGUUCAUCAAUUCGGUUGGUCGUCUCUUGUCCGAUUAUGAAUUUGACGGAAUUGAUUUGGCAUGGCAAUUUCCACCUGUGAAGGUAAAGAAGAAUCGUGGAACCUUCAGCUCAAUUUGGCACGGAAUCAAAAAGACUUUCGGCUAUGGAAAAUUCAAGGACGAAAAAGAACAAGAGCAUCGUGAUGGAUUUACGAUACUGGCUCGUGAUUUGAAGACUCAACUCAGGAACAGAAAUAAAGCACUCACCCUCACCGUUUUGCCCCACAUUAAUUCCAGCAUCUAUUACGAUGCGAGACUUUUAUCACCAAAUUUGGAUGCGGUUCACUUAUUGACUUUUGACCAGAAAACUCCUGAACGCAAUCCGAAAGAAGCUGAUUAUCCAGCUCCACUUUAUGAAAGUUAUGGACGAGUUCCUGAUGACAAUAUUGAUUACCAAACAAGAUAUUGGUUAGAGAACGGAACACCCGGUAGCAAAAUCGUGAUUGCAAUUCCCACUUUUGGUCGCACUUGGAAAUUGACAGCUGACAGCGAAGUUGCCGGAGUUCCUCCUCUUCACGCUGAUGGUCCAGGAUUAGAGGGACCUCACUCUCACAUUCCUGGAGUUCUUUCUUAUGCUGAAAUUUGCUCUAGAAUAAUAGAAAGCGCUGUAGAUCGUCUGAGGCGUGUUGGCGACCCUUCGAAAAAAUACGGAACCUACGCUUACAAGAAAUACAACGACCAAUCUGGCGAAGAAGGAAUUUGGGUUGGUUAUGAAGAUCCAGAUACAGCUGGAAACAAAGCUCUCUAUGCUAAAGCCAAAGGACUUGGUGGAGUUGCGAUUUACGAACUCUCGUUGGAUGAUUUCCGAGGAAUUUGCAAUGGAGAUAAGUUCCCAAUCCUCAGAGCUGCCAAAUUCAAGUUGUAAAUUUAGUCUCUUAAGGUUCUCAUCGAUCGUACUGUAUUUAUCAUAAUUUUCAAACUUCGAAAGGUAAAAUUUUACUCGAUUCAUUAGUGUUAUCUCUUAUACUGAGAUAAAAUUUAAAGCUUUGCAGAGUUAAUAAAACCUCUUUCGUAAUAAAAGUUAAAGACACA